Molecule: messenger RNA, 900 nt
Organism: Aureobasidium musti
Lineage: Eukaryota; Fungi; Ascomycota; Dothideomycetes; Dothideales; Saccotheciaceae
Source: the annotation of a GenBank genome assembly
AUGAACCAGAUACCCGAGAUUCUGUAUGGCAAGACCGGACAGAAGACUUGGUGUAUCGUUGGUGCAUCUAGAGGUAUAGGUCUGGAAUUCGUACGACAGUUGAUUGCUCGUGAAGACCGCAUAUUCGCUACCGUCCGCGACGUCGCCGCCGUUCAUGCAUCCGGGCUUUGGGCGCAAGCAGGAGGUGAUCAUGGUCGCUGUCAGAUGCUGAUCUGUGAUGUCCUGUCAGAGCAGAGCAUAAAUAGUUUCGUUGCUCAGCUUGCCGCAGUACCGAAUCUGAAGUUGGAUUAUGUUGUAAUUAAUGCUGGCGUGUUGAGAUACCCGAAUCACCGGACUACCUGCACGAGGCUGACCAUCAAGNNUUCUUUCGACGAGUUUGCCUUCCACCUGCAUACCAACACGAUUGGACCGAUCAUCACGGCUCAGAGACUUCUCCAGACAAUGAUCCCAAUCGGAACUAUUGUCUUCAUGUCCAGUGAUUCUGGUUCAACACAGCGGUUUCUAGAAAUGGAAGACNNGGGUAAGUACCUUGGUCAAGUACUCUGUAUCCUUACUCACCGCUCCUUCAGGUUUGCAGCUUACUCCGCAUCGAAAGCUGCAUUAAAUCAAGCAAUGCGACACAUGGCUGCCGAGCUCAAGCGGAAAGAUGACGAUACCAUCUUGCUAGCAAUUCAUCCAGGAGAGGUUGCCACGUAAGUACAUUUGUUGGGCGAGCGGGAUGAAACAGCUGCUGAUGAAUCACGCCAGNNGGAUAUGGCAAACAUUGAUCUUGGUUGGGAAGUCGACGGUAUCAUGACACCGCAAGAAUCAGUAUCGGCGAUGAUCAAGGUCAUAGAGAGUAAGGGGAUACAGCACAGUGGAACGUUUUGGACGUGGGAGAACAAGCAUUAUCCCUGGUAA